UAAUUUUGGAAGAGAUAGCCAGUACAAUAACUGGGAGAGAGGAUUAUAUUGUGACUCUUCAAGGGGAAGUGUACGGGAACCCUGAACUAGAUCUUUCCCCAUGUCAAAAGUCGGCAUCUUCUAAUAUUUCCAGAAACAAGAGCAGUGUGGUAACUCUUCAAAGUGAUAAUUUCAAAAACAUAGAAAGUGAAGAAUAUUUGUCUUUGAAAGUUCCAGGCCAAAUGACCAUGCAGGACUCCUCAGUGAUGUUCUGUAAGAAUGAGCCCCAGGAUCCUCAGGAAAGCAAAAGUCUAUUUGUAACUGAAGAAAGCACUGAGAGAAAAGUGAUAGGGGAGAAAAGUCCUCCCAGGGACCAUUGUUCAGAGAACCUUCAAAUUAAAUUUGUGUCUGAUGUAACAGAACUGGUCUCGCCAUUGUUCAGUGGUGAGGCAAUCUGCCAGAAUGGUCAGCUGAAAGAAUACUUGGAUCCCCUAGACUGUAACCACAAAGACAGUUGUGGUUGGAAAUCACAGGUGGCCAGUCAUAGUCAUCAGAGAGCUCAUACAGAAGAGAAACCCUGUAACCGUUAUCACUGUGGGAAAAUACUGAACACCAGCUCAGAUGGCCAUCCACGUGAGAAAAUCCACACUGCAGAGAAACGAUAUAGAUGUAGUCGGUGUGGUGAGGACUUCAGUGAGAGCUCAGCACUCCUACUUCAUCAGAGAGCCCACACAGGAGAAAAGCCCUACAAAUGUGAGCAAUGUGGGAAGGGCUUCACCAGGAGCUCAAGUCUCCUCAUCCAUCAAGCAGUCCACAUGGAUGAGAAACCUUACAAAUGCGACAAGUGUGGGAAGGGCUUCACAAGGAGUUCAAGUCUGCUCAUUCAUCACGCAGUGCACACAGGCGAGAAACCUUAUAAAUGUGACAAGUGUGGGAAAGGCUUUAGUCAGAGCUCCAAACUGCACAUCCACCAGCGAGUACACACUGGUGAGAAGCCCUAUGAGUGUGGGGAGUGUGGUAUGAGCUUCAGUCAGCGCUCUAACCUGCACAUCCACCAGCGAGUCCACACGGGAGAGAGGCCCUACAAAUGUGGAGAGUGCGGGAAGGGCUUCAGUCAGAGUUCAAACCUUCACAUUCACCGGUGCAUACACACAGGGGAGAAGCCCUACCAGUGCUAUGAGUGUGGGAAGGGCUUCAGCCAGAGCUCAGAUCUCCGCAUCCAUCUCAGAGUCCACACUGGAGAGAAGCCCUAUCACUGCGGCAAGUGUGGGAAGGGAUUUAGCCAGAGCUCCAAACUACUCAUCCACCAGAGAGUGCACACUGGAGAGAAGCCCUAUGAGUGCAGCAAGUGUGGGAAGGGCUUCAGCCAGAGCUCCAACCUCCAGAUCCACCAGCGGGUUCACAGGAAAGAUCCCUGUUAAAGAAGGUCUUCAGUCUCAGUGCUCAUACUCUAAAGACUGUUAAAUAUUUUUAACAU
Molecule: messenger RNA, 1456 nt
Organism: Ceratotherium simum simum (southern white rhinoceros)
Lineage: Eukaryota; Metazoa; Chordata; Mammalia; Perissodactyla; Rhinocerotidae
Source: RefSeq, a predicted model, not a curated record